Messenger RNA from Nestor notabilis (Kea), 735 nucleotides. RefSeq names its product UDP-galactose-4-epimerase (gene GALE). Gene Ontology annotation, biological process: beta-D-galactose catabolic process via UDP-galactose, Leloir pathway. Gene Ontology annotation, molecular function: UDP-glucose 4-epimerase activity. Gene Ontology annotation, cellular component: cytosol. The annotation marks the transcript as partial. The transcript has 7 exons. NCBI's taxonomy places the organism in Eukaryota, Metazoa, Chordata, Aves, Psittaciformes, Psittacidae. The record is from RefSeq and is a predicted model, not a curated record.
GCAGAUGCGCUCCCCGAGAGCCUCCAGCGUGUGCAGCAGAUCGUGCGCCAGCCCGUCCUCUUCCAGGAGGUGGAUAUCACCGACGGGGCAGCGCUGCAGGAGCUCUUCAGUAAGCACCGGUUCUCAGCCGUGAUGCACUUUGCGGGGCUGAAGGCGGUGGGAGAGUCUGUGCAGAAGCCCCUGGAGUACUACAGAGUGAACCUCACCGGGACCAUCCGGCUGCUGGAGGCCAUGAAAGCCCACGGCGUGAGGAACAUGGUGUUCAGCAGCUCUGCCACCGUCUACGGAGACCCCAAGUACCUGCCCCUGGAUGAGAACCACCCCGUUGGAGGCUGCACCAACCCCUACGGCAAAUCCAAGUACUUCAUCGAGGAGAUGAUUCGAGAUCUCUGCAAAGCAGAGAAGGACUGGAAUGCCGUUCUCCUGCGCUAUUUCAACCCCAUCGGUGCCCACGAGUCGGGCAUGAUUGGAGAAGAUCCUCAGGGGAUCCCCAACAACCUCAUGCCCUACGUGGCACAGGUGGCUGUGGGGCGCCGGGAAUUCCUGAGCGUGUUUGGGAAUGACUACAAGACGGAUGAUGGAACGGGCGUCAGGGAUUACAUCCACGUCGUGGACUUGGCCAAGGGCCAUAUCGCUGCUCUGAAGAAGCUCAAGGAGAACUGUGGCUGCAAGAUCUACAACCUGGGGACAGGCACCGGCUACUCUGUCCUGCCGAUGGUCCGGGCCAUGGAGAAA